Messenger RNA from Gossypium raimondii (Peruvian cotton), 3765 nucleotides. RefSeq names its product villin-4. Gene Ontology annotation, biological process: actin filament severing; cytoskeleton organization. Lineage: Eukaryota; Viridiplantae; Streptophyta; Magnoliopsida; Malvales; Malvaceae. The transcript is spliced from 24 exons. Gene Ontology annotation, molecular function: actin filament binding. Bases 303 to 3188 code for a protein of 961 amino acids. The record is from RefSeq and is a predicted model, not a curated record.
UUUGUUCCUUUCUCUCUCUAACUUUUUCCCUCUCUACAAUUCAUGCUUUGUUUCGCUGUCUAAAGCUUCCAUUCCAAUUCUAUUUUUUUCCUUUCAAUCUACUUUUUUUGAGGGUUCUUCUUAGCCUUUAUUUUUUAACUCUCAAAACACUCUCAUAUAUAUUUUUUUCUUUAUUUUUUUUUUGGAUCUGGGUUCUGCUUGCUUUCUGAUAAUCAUCUUCAACAACCAGGUUAACUCUAUUACUUGCUUCAAGCUUGGGACCUAGAAGAUCAAAACAUUAAAUUUAAAGCUGUGUAAGAAGUAUGGCGGUUUCCAUGAGAGAUUUAGAUCCAGCUUUUCAGGGAGCUGGGCAAAAAGCUGGAAUUGAAAUCUGGCGCAUUGAAAACUUCCGCCCUGUUCCAGUUCCAAAGUCAUCUUAUGGCAAAUUUUUCACAGGGGAUUCCUAUGUUAUUUUGAAGACAACUGCCUUAAAAAGUGGUGCCUUGCGUCAUGAUAUACACUAUUGGCUUGGUAAAGACACAUCCCAGGAUGAAGCAGGUGCUGCUGCAGUCAAGACUGUUGAACUUGAUGCUGCCCUUGGAGGGCGUGCUGUUCAAUAUCGUGAAGUGCAGGGCCAUGAAACUGAGAAGUUCCUUUCCUAUUUUAAGCCAUGUAUCAUACCCCAGGAAGGUGGAGUAGCAUCUGGAUUCAAACAUGUUCAGGAAGAGGAACAUAAGAUACGUAUGUUUGUCUGUAGAGGCAAACAUGUUGUCCAUGUAAAAGAGGUUCCUUUUGCUCGAUCCUCACUUAACCAUGAUGAUAUCUUUAUACUGGAUACAAAGUCUAAAAUCUUUCAAUUUAAUGGGUCCAAUUCAUCCAUUCAAGAGAGGGCAAAAGCCCUAGAAGUUGUUCAAUACAUUAAAGAUACUUAUCAUGAUGGGAAAUGUGAGGUAGCUGCAAUUGAGGAUGGAAAGUUGAUGGCCGAUGCUGAAACUGGAGAGUUUUGGGGAUUCUUUGGUGGCUUUGCUCCACUUCCUAGGAAGACUGCCAGUGAUGAGGAUAGGACUGUUCAGUCUCAUACAGCCAAGCUACUAAGUGUUGAGAAGGGGCAGGCAAAGCCUGUUGAUGCUGAUUCCUUGACAAGGGAGUUGUUGGACACAAAUAAAUGCUAUAUAUUGGAUUGUGGGUUAGAAGUCUUUGUUUGGAUGGGAAGAAAUACUUCUCUUGAUGAAAGAAAGACUGCAAGCGGAGCGGCUGAGGAGUUAAUCCGUGGUUCUGAUCGACCAAAAUCUCAAAUAAUUCGUGUAAUUGAGGGGUUUGAGACUGUUGUAUUUAAGUCGAAGUUUGAGUCAUGGCCCCAGACCACUAAUGUUGCUGUUACCGAGGAUGGUAGAAGCAAAGUUGCUGCACUUUUACGACGUCAAGGGCUGAAUGUCAAGGGCCUUGCAAAAGCUGCUCCUGCAAAGGAAGAACCCCAACCUUAUAUUGAUUGCACCGGAAAUUUGCAGGUUUGGCGUGUGAAUGGCCAGGAAAAAGUUCUCCUUCCAGCUUCUGAUCAGUCAAAAUUUUACAGUGGGGAUUGCUACAUUUUUCAAUAUUCUUACCCUGGAGAAGACAAAGAAGAGUAUCUUAUAGGAACAUGGAUUGGAAAGCAGAGUGUUGAGGAUGAAAGAGUUUCCGCAGUCUCUUCGGCAACCAAAAUGGUUGAAUCUAUGAAGUUCCAGGCUACCCAGGCUUGCAUCCACGAAGGAAAUGAACCCAUUCAAUUCUUUUCGAUCUUCCAGAGCUUUAUUGUGUUUAAGGGUGGUCUUAGUGAUGGAUACAAGAACUACAUUGCUGAGAAGGAGAUCCCAGAAGGGACAUACACAGAAGAUGGUCUUGCACUGUUCCGAGUACAAGGUUCUGGGCCUGAUAAUAUGCAAGCGAUACAAGUUGAAGCAGUCGCAUCAUCUUUGAACUCCUCUUACUGCUACAUAUUACAUAGCGGUUCCACUGUCUUUACAUGGGCUGGAAACCUAACUUCCCCUGAUGACCAUGAGCUUGUUGAGAGACAACUAGAUAUCAUAAAGCCUAAUUUACAAUCCAAGCCGCAAAAAGAAGGAUCGGAAUCUGAACAGUUUUGGGAGUUGCUUGGAGGAAAAUCCGAAUACCCAAGCCAAAAGACAGCAAGGGAACCUGAAGGUGAUCCUCACCUAUUCUCCUGCAUGUUCUCGAAAGGGAAUCUUAAGGUUACGGAGAUCUAUAACUUCACUCAGGAUGAUUUGAUGACUGAAGAUAUAUUUAUCCUAGAUUGUCACUCAGAUAUCUUUGUCUGGGUUGGACAACAAGUCGAUACCAAGAAUAAAUUGCAGGCUUUGACUAUUGGUCGGAAAUUUCUUGAGCAUGAUUUUCUCUUAGAAAAAUUAUCUCGUGAAGCUCCGAUAUACAUAGUCAUGGAAGGGAGUGAGCCACCCUUUUUCACGCGCUUUUUCUCAUGGGACUCCGCAAAGUCUUCUAUGCACGGAAAUUCGUUUCAAAGGAAACUUACCAUAGUGAAAACUGGGGGCACACCAACAGUCGAUAAACCCAAGCGGAGAACGCCAGUAUCAUAUGGUGGAAGGUCUAGUAGUGUGCCGGACAGAUCACAACGUUCUAGAAGUAUGUCCUUCAGCCCUGAGCGAGUUCGUGUGAGGGGAAGGUCUCCCGCUUUCAAUGCACUAGCAGCUGCAUUUGAGAACCCUAAUGCUAGAAACCUUUCUACUCCGCCACCUGUGGUUAAAAAACUGUACCCAAAAUCUGUGACUCCAGAUUCUGCAAAAAAGUCUGCAGCUAUAGCAGCUCUUACUGCAUCGUUCGAAAAACAACCACCACCAGCUCGAGAGACCAUCAUACCUAGAUCUGUGAAAGUGAGCCCACCGACACCCAAAACAACACCGACACCAGAUCCUAACUCUAAGGAGAAUUCCAUGAGUAGCAAACUAGAAUCCCUCACUAUACAAGAAGAUGCUAAAGAGGGUGAAGCUGAAGACGAGGAAGGCCUUCCAAUAUACCCUUACGAACGUCUCAAAAUAACAUCAACCGAUCCGGUUUCUGAGAUAGAUGUGACCAAACGAGAGACAUACCUGUCAUCCGAGGAGUUCAAGGAGAAAUUCGGGAUGAAAAAAGACUCAUUCUAUAAAUUGCCGAAGUGGAAACAAAACAAGCUAAAAAUGGCUCUUCAACUGUUCUAAGUCCCCCCUUUGAUUCAUCUGUGCUAUUUAUUCAAAACCCCCUUUCAAAUGAGAGUGCAGUGGGAAGAACCCGAACCCAUUUUCUCAGGAUCGAAAAAAAGGGACAGCAUCAGUGCAUAUUUAGCUGCUUCUGCUCCCCUAAGAAGCUUUUGGUUUUUCUCUUUUUGGGGUCAUUAAUAGACAAAUAUCUGGAUUUCAACCCCCUCCCCCUUUUUUUCUCAUCUGGUUGUUUGGAUGUCUAGAAAAUUUGUUCCUUUUUCUUCUUGGCUUUUCUUUGUUGUUUCUGGUUGAGUUUUAGCUUUUUCUUUUUAUUGGUAUUCGUUAUGGUCACAGUGCUUUGUUGUGAGGUUUGCAUUUUUGCAUUUUUUUAAUUUAUUUUUUAUUUAUUUUUAUUUUGGUUUUCCAAAAUGAUUAAAAAAUUAGAACAAAUAUUGGGAGCUUGAAAAUGCCAGACAAUUUUAGGUGUAUUUUGUAUUUAACUUUUGAGGAUGAAAAGUUUGUACAGCUGAGUGUAAGAACUAAGAACUAGUUCAUUUUGCCUUUUGUUUUGGAUAAUAAAAGUGUGAUCUUCUGUUUU